GGCGCUUUCCGUCCUUUUGUACGCGAUGACGUCACACAUCCAACAUGGCUGUGCUUGUGCUGUCGAAGAAGUCGCACUUGACAUAAAAGUCAUUACGUACUUUACUGCUUACAUCGAUCGGGAUUCUUUGCCGUGCAUGAUUUUUUAAAAAUAAUUACACGUGUUGAACUACGAGAUGAGUUUAGCGCGAAUGUGCGUAGCACUUUGUCCGUCCAGGUGCAUUACUGUGCAGCUAAGAGGCGCUUUGUUGCACAGUUGGUCAAAAUGUGCAUCCAGCGGGCUUCUAAGAGGCUCAUCCCGCCGUGGCCUCUCCACCUCCACGCAACCCCCCAGAGAUGUCCCCCUGUUCGAGCACGACAGGACACACUUCUCCCGCCUCUUGUCCCUCUUCUGCGGGGGCCAGUGCCUCUUCUGGACGUACCUGGCUCACCUGGCCUACACCGGCCUCAGAGACACGCAGGGCCGGGGGCGCAGCACCGCCCUGGCGGGGGUGUGGAGCUUUGACGUCAACCUGGGCUCCAGCGCCUGGAAGUACGGCUUCACGCUGGGAUGCACGACGGUGGGAGCGGCCAUCGCGGGCUUGGGGUUCCUCUUCUGUCGGCGCUCAGUCAGCCGGGUGGUGUUGCACCAAGGCGGCAGGAUGGUGUCCGUGUUUACGCAGUCGCCUCUGGGAAUGGGCCGGGGGCGUAAAAUAACGGUAGCGCUGUCCCAGGUCAGCUGCCAUGCUCACAGGCAGGAGUCUCCAUCCUUCAUCCCCCUCAAGGUUAAAGGACACAAGUUCUACUUUCUGCUGGACAAAGAUGGCACGCUCAAUUAUCCCAAACUGUUUGACACAACCGUUGGAGCGUACCGUCCAUUUUGAUUGGGCUUUUUCGUCCACACAUCUGCGGUCCUCUCCAAAAUUUCUCAUUGUCCCAUUGGGUUGAGUUUUUCCUUGCCCUGAUGUGGGAUCUGAGCCGAGGAUGUCGUGUUGUUGUGCAGCCCUUUGAGACACUCGUGAUUUAGGGCUAUAUAAGUAAACAUUGAUUGAUUGAUGGAUUUUUCUAGUUUGACCAGCCUUGAUUCAAACUAUUAUGUGUGACAGCCUACAAAUAAAAACUAUUUGCUAAAGUUCCCCAAAAA
This is a messenger RNA of Entelurus aequoreus (snake pipefish), 1122 nucleotides long. RefSeq names its product transmembrane protein 223 (gene tmem223). Gene Ontology annotation, biological process: nervous system development. Gene Ontology annotation, cellular component: mitochondrion. The transcript has a single exon. Lineage: Eukaryota; Metazoa; Chordata; Actinopteri; Syngnathiformes; Syngnathidae. The coding region runs from base 176 to 862 and encodes 228 amino acids. The record is from RefSeq and is a predicted model, not a curated record.